AUGACUGUGAAUGUGGUCCUGGGGACCAAGAAGAGGCCAGGAGAGCUGCCACAACCUGUCUGCACAGCAGAACUAGAAUCAGCAUCAAAAGCCAUGGUAAGCGGAAAAUAUAAGCAUGAUGCUGCCUCUGAGCUGAGGAAAGGCGGUCCCUACAGGGCCAGUGACCCCGGCCCAGAGAAGAAGCCGGACGACAUGUGUACAUCCAUCCUGGGCUCCAGCAUUGCGGGGCACGUGGACAGCGAGCUGCUGCAUGGACCCCACUCCCUCCAGCAUGACCCCCCCUUUCCUGAUGCAUACUACUUUUUAGUGGUCCUAGAAAUGGAACAAGACAACGAGAGCACUGCCCAUUGUGUGGCUCAGCCAAUUAGGCAUUACCUGAUGUUACUGAACAUGGCCAUCCCUUCACUCUCAGAUGGGAAUACUUUCGCCAUAAAAGAUUCUUUUUCAUUGCACUUGACUGGAUUCUGGUUUUCUAGCCAGCGUUCAGUUAUUCGUCCACUAACUACACAUGGAGAAGGCCCUGAAGACACAGCCUGCUCGUCCCAGCUCAGCUGCAAGGCGUCCAGACAUCACAAGGCUGACGAGCAUUGCAGGUGUUGGAACGCAGAUGCACUGGUGCAUUCGCCAGUGAAAGGUGAACAACUGCCCCAGGGGGCUCAGCAACAGCCUCGCAGAAGUGGCCCCGAUGGACGCAAGCUGGAGAAUGAGCAGGAGCUGGUCACUUCCACAUCUAAUAAUGAGAAAACAUCAGACAAACCCAAAUGGAAGGAUGUUCUACAACAUACUGAACAGUACUCUUCAGAGUGUCAAAGUCAUGAAAAACAAGGAAAGACUGAGAAACUGUCAAAGAUCAAAGGAGACUACAGAGACAGGACAAUUGAAUGA
Molecule: messenger RNA, 885 nt
Organism: Galeopterus variegatus (Sunda flying lemur)
Lineage: Eukaryota; Metazoa; Chordata; Mammalia; Dermoptera; Cynocephalidae
Exons: 5
Coding region: 1-885 (294 amino acids)
Source: RefSeq, a predicted model, not a curated record